UGGGACGCGGCCGUGUCUCGGCGCAACGCUUUGAAUCGGAGAGGCCCGCUUCGCGUGAGCAAUGGACCACCGGGCGACAAACCGGCCCUUCUCAUACUUGCGACCAAAUCUGCGGAUGCCCAGCAGGUCUCUUGAAGACGCGCUGUUCCCCAACACCCCGCGUUUUCCCGAACAGGAGCGAAUACCUAGCGACGAUAGCGAACAAGGGCAGGAGCAAGAGGAUGCCGCUGCGGCAGAGCAACCAGCCACACAUGGAACCGUCAACUAUGGACGGGGUGUUACAUCUAUCACAGUACCUUUAUCCAGGACUCCUGCGUCAAAGACCCCAGCGUCCAAAACUGCGGAGUUCAAAAGGAAAGGCGCCAAGCCUGUAUUUGUCAGAUCCUCUCCAGCCCAGGACGCCGGCGCGAAAGUUGCAAAUAGUGGAGCAGCCGCGAGCAGAAGACGCGGGAUCAACAGAACACCACUUCUGAACACGCCCGCGCCGAGAAAUGUAGGAGCCAGAGGCACGUCGAGCAGAACUGCAGAGCCAGAGACUCCUUUCGCCGCGACUACAGCCAGAAAUAGACCACAGUGGAACGCAACGGUAACUAGCAUGGCGGCUCGAGAGACUGGCUGGUCACGCAACUAUCCGACUACGGAACCAUUGGAUCACUUUCAGGACCAGGAGUACGAUCGCUGGCCACCCUCCGCGGGCAACAGCUCGUCGGCCAUGACCACAGUGGCAUCAGUGGGUGCCUUCACUCCUACUGGAGGCGUAUGGGAUGACGGGGAGAUCCCGUACGCAGGAGAGGGUGUCGAGAACCUCGCCAUGACUGGCAAUUUUCCACUCGCCACUGGCAGCAAUACGUAUUCGCCCAUUUCCCACAUAAUAGGAAACGAAUUCGACGUGAAGCACUUGGGGAAGCAGUGUGCUGUGAUCGUGGUGCUUUCACUGCUGCUCGCGACUUUUCUGACGAUCAUGGUCGUCGGCUGGUUUCCGAAGAAGGACAAUCACAAGUACGGCGGCAACGUCGUCACCGCACGCAUGCACCCGCCCGAAGGCUCCGAUAGGAACGCCAGGGUUGGCGACGAGCAGAUUCGGGAGCAUGUGGUGAAACGCCCGCCCGCACCGCGUGCGGUGCCGAAAGCGACUAAAAAGCCUGUCUUCACCCUGGUCGACUACGAGGACACCAAAGCUCCCGGUGAAGCGGCGAAGUACGACUUCGAGUGCGACACCGACGCCUGCCGCUGGCAGAGCCGGCUGGUGGACGAGAAACUGAACCCGAGCGUGGACCCGUGCGUUGACUUCUACGGUUACGUCUGCUCAGCGGCCUGGGACCUGGACGGCCACUUGCCAUACAGGGCAGCGGGACGCGCCUUCGUGAUCACCGAGGUUACCAGGUAUCUCCAGGAACACAUGCACACCAUGCCAGCAGCGGGUACAGCAGUACUCGAGCACGUUGAGCAGAGCUUCCUGGAUCACUCCAGCCUCCUGCUGAGUUCCUGUCUCAACAACGCGGCUGCCAAGGACGUGACACAAUGGGACGGCAUAAGAGGCUUGCUUCGGGAAACAGGCCUAGAUGACUGGCCCUACUCCGAGCCACCGCCCGCGCAACCACAGCAGCCUUUCCGGCUCGACUGUGUGCUUAAGCGCAUUGACCGGCAACUCGCCAUCUUUCCCAUCGUGUUUGUCUCAUUGCGGAAGUCGCUCGAAACUCGCUCGUACGAUCUGCACCUGGACGCGCCAAGGAAUUUCCUGUUUGUGCAGUACGAGAUACAGAAGAACAAUGAGUCUCUGCCAUACAGGGAGAUACUUCGGCAGGUGCUGACCCUCUGGAAGGCGCUUUCCGGUAGCAACGACUUGGCCGAGGACGUCGCGCGCUUCGAGGCUCUGCUUCUGGAAGCGUCACAGCCUUUCAACAAGGCAGCCUGGAAGAAGGACGUCACCUAUCCUGUGAAGAAGUUCCCGCGCAUGCCGAAGUUCCGUGUGGACGCCUACCUCUCGCAUCUCCGCUCCAGAGACGAUGGCGAAGUGGUGGUUCUCAACCCCGUGUACGCCAGCAAACUCUACGAGAUUCUUCGGGCGACCAGUCCGCGGACGAUCCUAAACUUCCUCGGCGUCCGGAUGGUUGCACUCGUAGCCCCGCUGCUUCCGCAGGAGUCGAUUCCGCGGGACCUCCUACGCCUGGGUUACCCGAGUUUCCAGCACGGCCUGAAUCCGAGGACCCAGAGCUGCUUCCACCUGGUCGAGCGGUUGUUCCCGCAUGGUGUUCGGUUGAUACUGCGUGACAUCCUGGCCAGGACCACCGACCUUGACCGCCAAUGGGCCGCGACGAUCAAAAGCAUGGUCUCGUCGCUGGAACACACCUUCCGAGCGGGGACCACCUGGAUGCAGAGCGUAGACACCGCGGACGCCAUCAAGCGUCUCAAGUCCCUGCAGGUAGGUUACCUGGCUGGCCAAGAGCUCGAGGAAGAAGUCGAACACUACUACGAAACGGUAAAGGCCACCGGCUCCGGUCCCGAAAACCCUGUGCGCUACUACGGCGAGCUCCUAGCCAAAAGCUUGCGGAAGUACUGGAUGUCAGGCGCCGACGGCGCGAACUACGACGCUCGCUUCAGUGAACGCUUCACUAAUCUCGACGUGCCUUGGACCCGGUCGCCGGAGUCAGCGCUCAGGCUAUACCUGACUUCGAGCACAGUGGCCGCCGCGUCGCUGGUGACGCGGUCCAACUACCCUUCCACGCUGUUCCCCUUGCUGGCUGCCGACGUGACUCGGGCCUUGUUCCUGGCGUCGCUGGACGACCCGCAGUGGUCCAGCUGGACUCGAGACCGCUUCCAGGCGCUCCAGUAUUGCCUGCUGAGGCGCUACAAGCACGGCGUCCGCCAGGACAAUGCCUCCGCAGCCAAUGUUCGCGACUUCCUCGCCGACAUUCUGGCUGACAAUGCCGCACUGAAGCCGCUGAUGGCGGCCUUCAGGCGCUUUUCGCACGGCGCCUUAUUCGUGCCCGGUCACAGGUCUGCCGGCCUUACUGUCGACAGGCUGUUCUUCAUAAACUACGCAGCGGGUUUUUGCGCUCCCAAGGCGGAGCAGGAGCAGGUGCGGGAGCGCCUGCGCUACCGACUGGGCCUACCGCCGCGCACCCGCGUCAACCUCGCACUCCUGGACCUGAAAGAGUUCCGGGACGCCUUCAAGUGCUCCCACCAGCUGGGUGCGUCGCGCUGCCCCGUGUGGAACCGGGACGGCAGAGACGGCCUGUGGGAGAGCGACGCGGACUAGCGGACUGCAGCUGUCGAAUGUCCCAUGACGCAUUGCGGGCACUUGUCACCUAGGCCCCGAUCAAUGACCGUUUAUAUUGCUUUUAAAUUGUUUUGUCUUUUGUUUUCCGCUUUCCUGUUCAUAGGUGUGUGAGACGCGCUAUUUUGUGAUAUCCGUGCAAACGGUAUUAAAGGGACAUUAUUUUCGCUUUUACUAAUACAGGGCAAUCUCCGUUAAUGGCAUCAUAUUUGUCAGUAUGCGGCAUAAAUUUCUGACAAAACUUCGAAAUUUCAAGUUUCCACUGCUGCAGAAGAUCGCGAGGAAAAGCUUCCUGCCUAUGUAUCAUAGUUCUUUCGCUUUGCAAACGAAAAUUGGUGAUCAUAAUGCAAUGCUCAAAAUGCUCCAUAUUGUCUUGUUUAUUAUUACAUGUCAAUACCUUUGGAAGAAAAGCAGCUGGCACAUAUUGGUUGCAUGUGUGUUGUUUAUCACAAAUUAUAAUGAUUGCAUAUGUUAUGAAUAAAAAAAAGCGAGCUGAGCACUUUCGUAGCUUAACAUAAUAGUGGCGUUAAAAGGACGAAAAAUAGCACAGCAUGAGCUCCGUAUUGGCAAUUAUACAUUGAUCACAGAUGUGUGCUUAAGCCAUCAUGCAGAAACAUUAAAGAAGAAAAGAAAUGCCGUCUGAGCGGUUGAAACGAGUUGUACGUUGUCAGCAAGUGACGUGAAGAAGCGUCCAGUUUGUAUCGGUUAAUUACCCUGAUUAGUGUAUUCAUGGCAUAUUUGUCAGUGCUAGAGGGUUCAGAACACAUUGUAAGAAAUCAUUUUCAAUGCAUGGACGAAUUUAUAAAGUGACGCGCACCAUCGAGCGGCCGCUGGUGCGGUAUUACUGGACUCUUGAGGGAAGGCGCUCCAUCGUCUGCUUCACUUGCAGCCGAUUUAGCUAACCAUAGCACAACAGGCUAGAAUGAAUGACAGAAAGACGUCUCCGUGCAGUCGGUGCGCCCAGUGCAUCCAUGCUGCAGCACCUUUUUUUUUUUUUUUUUGCCUGCAGAGCGAAGCUAAAGAACGUGCCAGGUAAGCAGGCAUAAACUCACCAGGAGGUCCGAACUAGGGCCUGUUUCUUUGGGACUAAAAAUGUUAUGACUAUCUUUUUUUUCUAUCGUGGGUCGCCGCUUGCUUUUGUUAAACGUAUAAAACGAACAGCCCGACGCACUGUUGAGAAGACUGUGACGCGCCAUUAGAGUGCAAGGUAGGUUUUACGCUACUACUUUCUUGUAUUUCGGCUGUAUGUAUACGCACGGAGUCCUUCCUGCGGCAAUCAAUUUUAAAGCGAUUCGACGCGUAAACGGCGUCUGGUGGGGCUUUUA
Molecule: messenger RNA, 4602 nt
Organism: Dermacentor andersoni
Lineage: Eukaryota; Metazoa; Arthropoda; Arachnida; Ixodida; Ixodidae
Product: phosphate-regulating neutral endopeptidase PHEX-like
Biological process (GO): protein processing
Cellular component (GO): plasma membrane
Molecular function (GO): metalloendopeptidase activity
Source: RefSeq, a predicted model, not a curated record